UGAAUCUCUCUCUCCAACCUCUGAGAGUGUUGAGGGAAAGAAAAAGGAAGCAAUGGCUAUGACCAGCGUGCUCUGCAUUGCCUUCAUUAUCUCUUUGACAUGCAUAGUUGAAGCUCGAAUUCCAGGGGUUUACUCUGGCGGUGCCUGGGAAAGUGCUCACGCUACCUUCUACGGAGGAUCCGAUGCUUCCGGCACCAUGGGGGGAGCGUGUGGGUAUGGGAAUCUGUACAGCCAAGGGUACGGAGUUAACACUGCGGCAUUGAGCACAGCGCUUUUCAACAAUGGAUUUAGCUGCGGUGCGUGUUUUGAGUUGAAGUGUGCAAACGACAAGCAGUGGUGUCACUCUGGAAGUCCUUCCAUUUUCAUUACUGCAACUAACUUUUGCCCUCCUAACUAUGCUCUUCCAAACGACAAUGGCGGUUGGUGUAACCCUCCUCGUCCUCACUUCGACCUAGCCAUGCCCAUGUUCCUUAAAAUUGCCGAAUAUCGUGCCGGCAUCGUCCCUGUUGCCUAUCGCCGGGUGCCAUGCAGAAAGCGAGGAGGAUUAAGGUUCACAAUCAACGGAUUCCGUUACUUCAACCUGGUGCUGAUUAGCAACGUGGCCGGUGCAGGGGAUAUCGUGCGCUCGUACGUGAAGGGCACUCGAACCGGGUGGAUGCCGAUGAGCCGGAACUGGGGUCAGAACUGGCAGUCAAACGCGGUUUUGGUGGGGCAAGCCCUGUCCUUCCGCGUCACGGGCAGUGACCGCCGCACUUCCACGUCUUGGAACAUUGCUCCAUCCAAUUGGCAAUUCGGUCAAACUUUCACCGGAAAGAAUUUCCGAGUGUGAGACUCCUCCAUCAAUAAUCAUCAUCACUCAUGUCAUCAACAUCAAUGACAUGCUUAUAUAUAUAGAUAUAUUUAAUUUAAAAAAUCUUUCUUUUCAUUUAGAUGGGUCGGUCAUCUUGACAUGGUGAAGAUAGUGAGUGAGUGACAACUUUUUAAUUGUGACUAGUGAUUGGUUUUUUCUUUCUAAUUGGUGAGUUUGAUAAUAUGUAAUGGGGGUGUGUGCGUGAGGUUAUAAUUUUAGUUUGUAUGGUAGACCAAAGUUGUAACAGGAAGGGAGAAGGGAAAGGUUGAGCCUAAUCCUAAAAGGAUGAAAGUGUAGGGAACGCUGAAGUGGCUAAAUCAAAAUGGUAGCCCGCAGCUAAGUUGUAUUUUUAUUUUUAUAGAACCAUGGUGUUAUAUAUAUAAUUUACAAUUUCCUCU
This is a messenger RNA of Abrus precatorius (Indian licorice), 1248 nucleotides long. RefSeq names its product expansin-A6. Gene Ontology annotation, cellular component: extracellular region. Lineage: Eukaryota; Viridiplantae; Streptophyta; Magnoliopsida; Fabales; Fabaceae. The transcript is spliced from 3 exons. The coding region runs from base 53 to 829 and encodes 258 amino acids. Gene Ontology annotation, biological process: plant-type cell wall organization. The record is from RefSeq and is a predicted model, not a curated record.